CGUUAAUCACUUCUUGAUUUCCUUGUCCAACUUUCUUGAUAUUCGAUACCUGAACAUACAAACUCUGUAGCACGCUUCUAUGGACUAACGAUGACUUCGUUGUAGUAUUUCUUUUUACUUGUUUCCCUCUUGUCACCUUUCCUAUAUUACUUUUUUCUUUUUUCACAUCACCCCUUUUCUCACAUUCCGCGUUGCAUCUUCAAAAAACGUGGCCACGAGAUCACAUACUAUAGUUGGCCAACAUCCAAUUCUAGAUGAACUACAAAACUGAAUCUCACCUUAAAACCCUCGAUAUUGACGAAAACACUCACUGACGUGGUCAUAUUAUAAACAUUGCUAGGCUAUGUUGAGUCUUCGUUCUCUUUACACCUCCAAUGGCGACCGCCCAGAGCUGAGGACCAACAUGGACGUGGAUUAUGUAAUUCACUUCAAAGUCUCCAGCGACAGAGCUGAAGCCGAAGCUGGUUUUACCCAGCUAAUCGAGGCUCUGACUAGAGUUGGUCUAGCUUCUGAGGUUCGAAAUGGUGACGAGUCCUCCCUGCUGGUCUUCGUCAAGGUAGCAUCCGAGAAGCAUCUCGCCAAUCAAAUCUAUCGCGAGCGUGUCCAGGAUUGGUUGUAUGGUGUGCGGAUCACUGCUCCAGAAAAGGACGUGGGCAAGGAAUUUACCAACCAACCCGUCAGCGAAGCUGAGAGGCUACGUACCGUCUAUUUACUCAUAACGAAGCCUAAAAAUGAGGGAGGUGCCGGUAUUACGCCCAAAAUUGGCCAGUGGAAAGAUGUUGUAUCCGUCUUCCCGCUUCAUAACCACGCCUUCAAUCGUCAAUGGAUCAAACAGUGGAGUACUAAGUACUUCCUAAACGAGCAAGACCUUGAUCAAAUCCGCGAUAGAUUUGGCGAGAGCGUCGCGUUUUAUUUCGCAUUUGUACAGUCGUACUUUGCAUUCCUCGCCUUCCCAGCGGCAUUUGGGUUUGGCGCCUGGCUCAUACUUGAUCGUUAUUCGUGGUUUUAUGCCCUCGUCAACUCCCUCUGGUCUAUUGUCUUCUUCGAGUGGUGGAAGAAGAAAGAGGUGGAUCUCGCCGUCCAAUGGGGUGUUCGUGGGGUAUCACGUAUUCAACGCCCACGAACACAAUUUAGAUGGGAUCACGAAGCAGCGGAUCCGGUAACUGGCGAGGCUGUGAAGGUUUAUUCUCCAGUUAAGAGGUUGAAAACUCAGCUGUUGCAGAUUCCAUUUGCGCUAGGCUGCCUGGCAAUCCUUGGGGCUCUCUAUGUCUUCUGCUUCUCAAUUGAGAUAUUUCUCUCGGAAAUUUACAAUGGACCCUUUAAGUCAUACCUGACGUUUACGCCGACAAUUAUUCUCACUGGAGUAUUACCAACACUGUCGACCAUUCUCGGAAAUUUCGCUGAGAAGCUUACGGACAGGGAAAACUACGAGACAAGCGACGCUCAUCAUGCCUCCCUGGUUCAGAAGUUAUUCAUCAUUAACUUCAUCACCUCGUAUACCCCUCUUUUCCUAAGCGCUUUUGUGUACAUGCCUUUUGGGAACCUCCUUGUUCCCUACCUGGACAUUUUUAAGAUUACAGCAGAGAAGUUUUCCAGCGAGAAGACCAUCGCUACCCAGGGCUUUCAGAUAAAUCCUGAUCGCCUAAGGAAGCAGAUGAUCUAUUUCACGGUAACGGCUCAGAUCGUAAACUUUGCGCUUGAGGUCGUCGUUCCUUAUGCGAAACGUAAGGUAUUCAGUGAGGUCGAAAAGGCUCAAUCUAAGGGUAAGAAGGAACUGGCAGCCAACGAUGUCCCCGAAGAACACGCUUUCCUUGAGAGGGUUCGCGAUGAGGCGAAAUUGGAUAUUUAUGAUGUCACCACUGACUACCGAGAAAUGGUAGUCCAAUUCGGAUACUUGUCCCUGUUCUCGGCGAUCUGGCCACUGACUCCCCUCUCAUUCUUUAUCAACAACUGGGUUGAACUUCGAUCAGAUGCUAUGAAGAUUGCAGUCAGUAGCCAGAGACCAAUCCCGUGGAGAGCUGAUUCAAUUGGCCCUUGGCUCAACUCGCUAGGGUUCUUAUCCUGGUUCGGAAGCCUUGUCAGUUCCGCCAUCGUAUAUCUUUUCAGUGGUGAUUCUGAGGGACCUGGCGGUGACCCGUACAAUAUCGCUGCUUGGGGUCUCUUGUUAAGCAUGAUUCUCUCGGAACACGUCUACCUUGCUGCACAAUUUGCCGUCCGAUAUGCAUUGCAUCAAAUGGAUAGCCCCGGUCUGCAAAAGGAGAGAGCUGAGCGCUUUGCCAUGAGAAAGCAAUUAUUAGAGGAGAGUCUAGGCGUCGAGGUCACCGAAAAGCCACUUCCUCCCACACCACAAGCUGGAGAAAAGAUCACCCGAGAAUCGCUUGAGGAAGAAGCUCGAAGAAUAUCGACACAGGGUGGAGGAUCUCCCGAACAACUGUUCUGGUUACGACAACAGGGAAUGGACGAGACUAUCCAGAUCGGUCGAAUGCUAAUUUCGAAGACGAAACCGGCCAAGAACUAGGUACCCGAGCCGCUACAUCUUACUAUGGAUUUCGUGAAAGAGGCCUUCGUGGCUCUAGUGUUGGCGGUAGGGGUAGACGUCAUAUUCGAAUAAUCGAGGCUAGUCUACACCUACGUACUCCUUAAAAUUCCCGUUGUUUUAAAUAACCCCCCGCCCCCCCCCAAAAGGAUAGAUAUGAUAAAGUCGUCUUGAAUUGUAUCGCUUGUAUAGAGUGUUCAGUUCGAGUGUUUGUGAUUAAGAACAAAACACGUUGAUCAAAUUUCAGGCAUUCAAUAAAACUUAGUAUAUUCCCUCAACCCUUUUACUAACCCUACCCUAAAGUAAAUAAACCCAUCCCAUGCCCCCUAACAAAUGGAAAGUAAAGUCGAAGUUUUUUCAACCCA
Messenger RNA from Hypoxylon trugodes, 2901 nucleotides. RefSeq names its product DUF590-domain-containing protein. Gene Ontology annotation, cellular component: cortical endoplasmic reticulum. Lineage: Eukaryota; Fungi; Ascomycota; Sordariomycetes; Xylariales; Hypoxylaceae. Gene Ontology annotation, biological process: chloride transmembrane transport. The record is from RefSeq and is a predicted model, not a curated record. Gene Ontology annotation, molecular function: chloride channel activity. The transcript has 4 exons. The coding region runs from base 344 to 2518 and encodes 724 amino acids.